Messenger RNA from Poecilia reticulata (guppy), 1965 nucleotides. It is a transcript of the gene dazap1, whose product is annotated as DAZ associated protein 1. Gene Ontology annotation, biological process: regulation of translation. Gene Ontology annotation, molecular function: mRNA binding. Gene Ontology annotation, cellular component: cytoplasm. The record is from RefSeq and is a predicted model, not a curated record. NCBI's taxonomy places the organism in Eukaryota, Metazoa, Chordata, Actinopteri, Cyprinodontiformes, Poeciliidae.
UAAGCAAAUGAGCCGUGGAGUGCUGGUGUUUGGGUGUAAUGUUCCUUUAAAGGCUGUUGCCCCCUGCAGCGUCGUCAUUGCGCAGAACAGUUUGAACCAAAAAGCGGAGUGACCUUCCUCCGCUUUCAGUCUGAGAGGGGCAGCACUGAAGCAAGAAGCCGCUCACAGCUCCCAAAGUCCACCGCUACAGCCUCAGAAAUGAACAACAACUUAGUCGGAGAUGAAGUCGGGAAACUUUUUGUAGGUGGACUGGACUGGAGUACGACACAAGAAACAUUGAGAAACUACUUCUCGCAGUAUGGAGAGGUAGUAGAUUGUGUCAUCAUGAAGGACAAAACCACAAAUCAGUCGCGAGGCUUCGGCUUUGUUAAGUUCAAAGACCCUAAUUGUGUACGAACAGUGCUGGAAACAAAGCCACAUAACCUUGAUGGAAGAAAUAUUGACCCAAAGCCAUGCACACCCAGAGGAAUGCAGCCUGAAAAGUCUCGAAUCAAGGAGGGCUGGAAGGGCAGCAAAGCUGAUAGCAAUAAAUCUAAGAAGAUAUUUGUAGGUGGAAUUCCCCAUAACUGCGGAGAGCCUGAACUCAGGGACUAUUUCAAUAGAUUCGGAGUGGUCACAGAGGUGGUAAUGAUCUAUGAUGCGGAGAAGCAGAGGCCCCGAGGUUUUGGAUUUAUUACUUUCGAGGCCGAACAAUCAGUGGACCAGGCUGUCAACAUGCAUUUUCACGACAUCAUGGGCAAAAAAGUGGAAGUAAAGAAGGCAGAACCUCGUGACAACAAAGCUCCUGGCCAGCUUGGUCCUGGCCAGUGGGCUCCCAGGGGGAUUUUGACUGCAGCUAAUGGUUGGACAGCACAGCCGGCCCCAGGCUGGCAACAGGCUUACGGCCCACAGGGAGUGUGGGUGUCCGCUGCCGGCCAGCCUAUAGGUGGGUAUGUACCUUCGCUUUCAGCGGGCCGGGGAACCCCCACGCAACCUCCGUCACCCUUUAACGCAUUCCUGGUCACCACGCCGGCCGGCAGCUUCGCAGCACCUCAGGGCUACCCUCAGCAGGGCUACAGCACAGCACCUCAGUUCGGUUACAGUUUCGGCACACCCCAGGCAGACCAGUACGCUCCGCAGGUUCCUCCUCCUCCCACCACACCAGGAACGGCAACGCUGGGCUUUGCCCCCGCAACCACGCCAACUCAGGACUUGAGCAAAGCUCCCACAGGGCAGCCUGAUUUUCCUUACAGCCAGUAUGGCCUGGGUAACUACCCUCAGGACCCCUCUGCCUACGGACCAACGCGUCCUCACAGUUAUGGUCAGGAUGAGCAGGGAGGAUAUAGUGCAGCUAAAGGGGUGAGAAAGGAAAGAAGAUUGAAAGGAGACCAGCAUACCAGGUACGGUCAGGACCUGACAGCCUUCGGCCACAGCUUUGGAGACCCCAGCCAGCCGGCCGCCUCGUACGGAGCCCCCACAGCACAGCCGGCCGCCGCUGCCCAGUCCGCCGCCAGCGCGUUCGGCAGGGGGCAGAACCACAACGUACAGGGCUUCCACCCCUAUCGACGCUGACCGCCUCCCUGUGGCGGUGUGGCAUGGUGUAAAGUUCAGAAACCACAAAAAAACAAAGCAAAACUAAACAAAAAAAAAGUCAGGGAAAUAAGUGUUCUUGCUCAACGCAAUACUGGAUUGUUUGUUAGGAAUGUUGAAAUAACACAGUUUGAGAUAGAAAUCUUUUAUGAAAACAAGGAUUCCCGAAAAUUUUAAAGGGUUUAAAAGAUAUUUUUCUUUUUUUUUUUUCUCGCAUAAUUUAAGAAAUAUUGAGCAGAAAGAAACUUUUAUCCCCCACCUUCCCCUACACCCAUGUUUUAUAGUAGACCUAAACUACUUUGCAAUAAUUUUGAUUGUCUGGUGAAACACUAGCACAGAGACUUAUAUGUAAAGAGAGUUGCAUUUAAAUAUGUAUAUUUAUGGUGGACGCAAAUG